Messenger RNA from Punica granatum (pomegranate), 809 nucleotides. NCBI's taxonomy places the organism in Eukaryota, Viridiplantae, Streptophyta, Magnoliopsida, Myrtales, Lythraceae. The record is from RefSeq and is a predicted model, not a curated record.
GGUCGGCUCAAGCGGAUAAAGUGAACGGAAGAUGGCGGUCUCUGUUCUCUCUGCAAGUUCAGUCCCAAAGCUCUGCUCCAAUGCAAAACCAGUUGACAUCAGGUCUGGGAUCUUAAACUCGAGUACCCGAACACGGGUCUUCUUCUUCCAACCGCACGAGGAGGUUUUGAGCUGUAGGAGCCGGAGAAGAGACUCUACCAGAUUGAACAUGGGACUGUCUGAGAUCGAGCCCGACCUCAACGAGGACCCAAGAGACCGUUGGGCCACCAACAGUGUUCACCCCGAUGAUUUCGAUUAUGGGAAGUAUGAUGGGCACCAUACGUACUACGAAGGAGAAGAAGAGAAAGGAACCUUCUGGGGAGCAAUUGCAGAUGAUAUCAAGGCAGUCGAGGCCCCGACCGGUUUUCAAGGGAUUAUUUCGUGGCUCUUCCUUCCAGCAGUUGCUGUGGCAAUGUACUUCAAUGCUCCGACGGAGUACUUGUACAUCGGAGCAGCUUUAUUUACGGUGGUCUUCUGCAUAAUCGAGAUGGACAAGCCCGACAAGCCCCAUAACUUCGAGCCUCAAAUAUACAACAUGGAACCGGGGGCUCGGGACAAGCUCAUAGCCGACUACAACACCAUGGAUAUCUGGGAUUUCAACGAGAAGUACGGAGACCUAUGGGACUUCACGGUGAAAAAGGAUGAUAUAACCAAGAGAUAGCUUCUCUAUGAGACAUGAGCCAUAUAUUACCUUCAUCAUUCAAACCCUUUUCUUGCUUGUUUAGUAAAUAUUUAUACUCCGAAUAAUGAAAAGAUAACUGUUCGAGAAA